Molecule: messenger RNA, 994 nt
Organism: Mercurialis annua (annual mercury)
Lineage: Eukaryota; Viridiplantae; Streptophyta; Magnoliopsida; Malpighiales; Euphorbiaceae
Product: 60S ribosomal protein L6-1-like
Exons: 4
Coding region: 91-786 (231 amino acids)
Biological process (GO): ribosomal large subunit assembly; cytoplasmic translation
Cellular component (GO): cytosolic large ribosomal subunit; ribosome
Molecular function (GO): RNA binding; structural constituent of ribosome
Source: RefSeq, a predicted model, not a curated record
AAGGGUUCAUUUUCACUACCCACUGCAACUCCAUAUCUUCUCCGAGACGCCCGAGAGAGACAGAGAGAGGAGCAGCAUCCACAGUUAGCAAUGGCGCCAAAAACUGCAAGAGUGAGCCGGAACCCAAAUCUAGUACGUGGAAUUGGGAAGUAUUCCAGGUCUCAGAUGUACCACAAGAGAGGUUUAUGGGCUAUCAAAGCUAAAAACGGCGGCGUCUUCCCUAAGCACGACCCUAAACCCAAACCCGCUUCCCCCGCCGAGAAACCCCCCAAGUUCUACCCGGCCGAUGAUAUUAAGAAGCCUCUCAUUAACAAGCGCAAACCCAAACCCACCAAACUCAGGGCUAGCAUUACUCCAGGUACUGUGUUGAUUAUUCUUGCUGGACGGUUCAAGGGCAAGAGAGUUGUGUUCUUGAAGCAGCUUUCCUCCGGAUUGCUUUUGGUCACUGGACCAUUUAAGAUUAAUGGUGUCCCUCUAAGAAGAGUGAACCAGUCAUAUGUUAUUGGAACUUCCACCAAGGUUGACAUUUCCGGUGUUAAUGCUGAUAAAUUUGAUGACAAAUACUUCGCCAAACAAGCUGAGAAGAAGAAAAAGAAGGGAGAGGGCGAGUUCUUUGAUUCAAACAAAGAGGAAAAGAAUGUGCUCCCCCAAGAGAAGAAAGAUGAUCAGAAAACCUUGGAUGCAUCAUUGAUUAAAUCAAUUGAGGCUGUUCCAGAAUUGAAGGUUUAUUUAGCUGCCAGAUUUUCACUCAAGGCAGGAAUGAAGCCUCAUGAGCUUGUCUUCUAGAGAAAACAAGUAUUAGGACCGCGUACCUCUUUUCUUUUUAUGGAUUUUUUUGAGCCUUGUUUAAGCAGUUGUAUUGUUUCAUUUUUGGCAAUAUAUGAACCUCCUAUAUUGUGAUACAUUGAGCAGAUAGUUUUCUUAAAAUCUUGUUUGACUCAUCUGUUUGAGUUGGUUGACAGAGUAGUAAUUGAUGAUCAGUUUUGUUAUUGUA